Molecule: messenger RNA, 6910 nt
Organism: Ailuropoda melanoleuca (giant panda)
Lineage: Eukaryota; Metazoa; Chordata; Mammalia; Carnivora; Ursidae
Gene: SATB1
Product: SATB homeobox 1
Exons: 13
Coding region: 1820-4198 (792 amino acids)
Biological process (GO): regulation of transcription by RNA polymerase II; chromatin remodeling
Molecular function (GO): DNA-binding transcription factor activity, RNA polymerase II-specific; RNA polymerase II cis-regulatory region sequence-specific DNA binding
Source: RefSeq, a predicted model, not a curated record
UCCUCCUCCGCCGCCGCCGCCGCCACUUUCUCGCUCGCUCCCGCUCCCCGGACGCGGCGGAUGAGCCGGCCCCGCUGGGGAAGGGCUCGGGGCGGCGGCGGGCGGCCGGGAGGAGGCUGCGUGCUCGGGGCUGGGGCUGCGAGCGGGGUGAUUUUGUAUUAAAAUGAGGAGGAGGAAGAAGAGGCAGCCACAGCGGCGGCGGCGGCGGCAGCAGCAGCAGCAGCAGCAGGAACAGCGGCGUAGAGGGCUGCAGCCCGGGCGGACGCGCGGAGCCGAGCUGGGCACGGCGGCGGCGGCGACAGCGGCCGGGAUGAGUCAACUAAUAAUUUAAUGGGGGCAGAGACGGCAGCGCGGGGGAGAGCGAGCGAGAGCGAGCGAGGGAGAGAGAGAGAGAAGCAGCCCCGUCCGGGGACUCGCGCUCACACGCACGCACACACACACAAACACACACACCUCUCCCUGUGCCACCCAGCAACAACCGGCCUCGUCACAACAACAGCAACAGCCGCCCUCUAGCCCGGCCCAGGGACCGAGCAUAAAGCCGGGGCGACUCCAGAGGACGCUUCCCACCCCUUCUUGCAUUUCGGGAAACUCCUCAUCAGUUUUGUUGGGGUUUCUGGGUUUCUUUUCCCCCCAAGUCCUAGUGCCAUUGUGGUGCUCCUUGUUUACCUCGGACUCUGGCUGAGUGAGAGCUUGGCGACUUUUUGGGGGGAGGGGGCGGGGAGUUUGUCGCUGCUGAGGCGGUGGAGGUGGCUGGGGGUGCCUUCUGAUUCCCUCCCCCUCCCCCCAAACCCUCUUUCUCUCUCCCUACUUACUCGGCUCCCCAGGCGCUCGCAGCCCCGCGUCAAUGGGCUGGGAGAGGGUCCUCGGGGCUGCAAUCAGCGAGGGCCGAAUCAAAAGUGGCAUUUCAGUGCCUUUCCGGGGCUCUUUCCGCGACCUUCUGCCCCCCACCCUCGCUGUCCCCCGGUAGAUGCCCUCGUUGGGGGUGCGAGGCUGUGGGAAGAAAGUUUAAGGUUUGUUAAUAAUUAGUCGCAAUUGUUGGGGAGGGGGUGGGGGCGAUUGGAAGGGAGGAGAGGUGGCCUUCCCCUCUCUGCGUUCUCUGGGGUUAUUGGAGAAUAAUAUUGCAAGUGACAGCCAGAAGUAGACUUUCUGUCCUCACGCCGAAGAACCCGAGCGAGCAGGAAGGAGGGAGGGAGGGAAACGAGGGGACCUUUUUUCCUUUCUGGAGACCUUGUCCGCAGUGGGUUUUUUUUUUUUUUUUUUAAAGAGAAUCCUCAGUCACCACCUCGCCUCCCCAGCACCACCACAGUGUACAGCUCAUAACGGGUUUUGCUUUGUUUUUACGAUUUCCCCCCAACGAAUCACUUGUCAGAUCAAUUUUAUCUUCUCCCUCCUCCCUACUUCCCACUCUCCCCUCCUCCCCCAUCGAAAACCCUGUUCUCUGAGGUUAGACAUUUUACAAACCAUAUAUGUUGUUUUUCGAAUUGUGAUUUUUUUUUUAACCCCCUCUCCCAUGGCUACUCUUCUAGACGUUUAUUUCUGCCCUUCCCCCGCUUAGGGGGGCGGGGGUAGGGGAAGAGAAAAUAAUACAAUUUCAGGGGAAGUCGCCUUCAGGUCUGCUGCUUUUUUUUUUUUUUAAUUAAAAAAAAAAAGGACAUAGAAAACAUCAGUCUUGAACUUCUCUUCAAGAACCCGGGCUGCAAAGGAAAUCUCCUUUGUUUUUGUUAUUUAUAUGCUGUCAAGUUUUGAAGUGAGUACAAGAUAUGUUGAAUUACCAGACAGCUGGAAGAAAGUGGUGAUCUUUAGAGGGUAACUGAGUAUGGAUCAUUUGAACGAGGCAACUCAGGGGAAAGAACAUUCAGAAAUGUCUAACAAUGUGAGCGAUCCGAAGGGUCCACCAACCAAGAUUGCCCGCCUGGAGCAGAACGGGAGCCCGCUAGGAAGAGGAAGGCUUGGGAGUACAGGUGCAAAAAUGCAGGGAGUGCCUUUAAAACACUCGGGCCAUCUGAUGAAAACCAACCUUAGGAAAGGAACCAUGCUACCGGUGUUCUGCGUGGUGGAACAUUAUGAAAACGCCAUUGAAUAUGAUUGCAAGGAGGAGCAUGCGGAGUUUGUGUUGGUGAGAAAGGAUAUGCUUUUCAACCAGCUGAUAGAAAUGGCAUUGCUGUCUCUGGGUUAUUCGCAUAGCUCUGCUGCCCAGGCCAAAGGGCUAAUCCAGGUUGGAAAGUGGAAUCCAGUUCCACUGUCUUAUGUGACAGAUGCCCCUGACGCUACGGUGGCAGAUAUGCUUCAAGACGUGUAUCAUGUGGUCACAUUGAAAAUUCAGUUACACAGUUGCCCCAAACUAGAAGACUUGCCUCCCGAGCAAUGGUCGCACACCACAGUAAGGAAUGCUCUGAAGGACUUACUGAAAGAUAUGAAUCAGAGUUCGUUGGCCAAGGAGUGCCCCCUUUCACAGAGUAUGAUUUCUUCCAUUGUGAACAGCACUUACUAUGCAAAUGUCUCAGCAGCAAAAUGUCAAGAAUUUGGAAGGUGGUACAAACAUUUCAAGAAGACAAAAGAUAUGAUGGUUGAAAUGGAUAGUCUUUCUGAACUAUCCCAGCAAGGUGCCAAUCACGUCAACUUUGGCCAGCAGCCGGUCCCAGGGAACACAGCCGAGCAGCCUCCGUCCCCCGCGCAGCUCUCCCACGGCAGCCAGCCCUCUGUCCGGACCCCUCUACCGAACCUGCACCCUGGGCUUGUGUCAACGCCCAUCAGUCCUCAGUUGGUCAACCAGCAGCUGGUGAUGGCUCAGCUGUUGAACCAGCAGUAUGCAGUGAAUAGACUUUUAGCCCAGCAGUCCUUAAACCAACAAUACUUGAACCACCCUCCCCCUGUCAGUAGAUCUAUGAAUAAGCCUUUGGAGCAACAGGUUUCAACCAACACAGAGGUGUCUUCCGAAAUCUACCAGUGGGUACGUGAUGAACUGAAACGAGCAGGAAUCUCCCAGGCAGUAUUUGCACGUGUGGCUUUUAACAGAACUCAGGGCUUGCUUUCAGAAAUCCUCCGAAAGGAAGAGGACCCCAAGACUGCAUCCCAGUCUUUGCUGGUAAACCUUCGGGCUAUGCAGAAUUUCUUGCAGUUACCAGAAGCUGAAAGAGAUCGGAUUUACCAGGAUGAAAGGGAAAGGAGUUUGAAUGCUGCCUCGGCUAUGGGUCCUGCCCCCCUGAUAAGCACACCGCCCAGCCGCCCCCCCCAGGUGAAAACAGCUACGAUUGCCACUGAGAGGAAUGGGAAACCAGAGAACAAUACCAUGAACAUUAAUGCUUCCAUUUAUGAUGAGAUUCAGCAGGAAAUGAAGCGCGCUAAAGUGUCCCAAGCACUGUUUGCAAAGGUUGCAGCAACCAAAAGCCAGGGGUGGUUGUGUGAGCUGUUACGCUGGAAAGAAGAUCCUUCUCCAGAAAACAGGACUCUGUGGGAGAACCUCUCCAUGAUCCGAAGGUUCCUCAGUCUUCCUCAGCCAGAACGGGAUGCCAUUUAUGAACAGGAGAGCAACGCGGUGCAUCACCAUGGCGACAGGCCGCCCCACAUUAUCCAUGUUCCAGCAGAGCAGAUUCAGAGCCCCUCUCCCACCACCCUUGGGAAAGGAGAGUCUAGAGGCGUUUGCUUACCAGGCCUGCUGACCCCUGCACCAUGGCUCAGUGCUGCUCCUCAGCAGCAGCCGCAGGCGCAGGCGCAGCAGCAGCCGGCGCCGCCGCCCCCGCAGGCACAGGCGCAGCAGCCCGCCGGGCCCCGGCUCCCCCCGCGGCAGCCCACCGUGGCCUCGCCCGCCGAGGCCGAGGACGAGAACCGGCAGAAGACCCGGCCGCGAACGAAAAUUUCCGUGGAAGCCCUGGGCAUCCUGCAGAGUUUCAUCCAAGACGUAGGCCUGUACCCGGACGAAGAGGCCAUCCAGACUCUGUCCGCGCAGCUUGACCUGCCCAAGUACACCAUCAUCAAGUUCUUUCAGAACCAGCGGUAUUAUCUGAAGCACCACGGCAAACUGAAGGACAACUCCGGCUUAGAGGUGGAUGUGGCCGAAUACAAAGAAGAGGAGUUGCUCAAGGAUUUGGAAGAGAGUGUCCAAGACAAAAAUGCUAACACCCUUUUCUCGGUGAAGCUAGAGGAAGAGCUGUCAGUGGAAGGAAACACGGACAUUAACACUGACUUGAAAGACUGAGAUCAAAGUAUUAUUUUCAUUCAGCAGUGCCACUGGUAUUUACUAACGACAGGAGAAGUCCACCUUGUAUUCUCUCCGAAAACCUUUGUUGUUCAUUGUUUGGCCAAUGAAUCUUCAGUAACUUGCACAAACAGGAAAGUUGAGAAAGGAUAAUACAGACUGCACUAAAUGUUUUACUCUGUUUUACAAACUGCUGGGCAGCCCCAGGUGAAGCAUCGAGGAUUGUUUGGUAUUAAAAAUUAAAAUUUGUGUUCACGGGACACAUCAAGUUGUGUACCCCGUAAGCAUGAUACCAGUGAUUUUUUUUUUUAAAAAAUUAUUCUGGAGCCUCAAACAAGCAUUAUAACUUCUGUGAUUAUUAUUUCCUUCCUUUAAUUAUUUCUGUAACACUCCACACUGAUCUUUGGAAACUCGCCCCUUAUUUUAAAAAAAGAAAAAAAAAAGAGUUUGUUACUCUAUUGUAUGUUACAAAAGAACUAUAGACUGUGGAAUGCAGUUUAAAGAUGACAUAUGCCAACAAAUGCCUUGUAUUAUAUGGCACUGCCGUAAUUCAAAUUUGUUUUUAUUUUGGAAAUAAAAGUUCACUGUAAUUUUUUUCAUUCUCAUUGUUACAUGAUUUUUUAAAAAAUGAAAAAGAAAAUGUGAAACACAAUUUAGUCCUCAUUAUUUAUUUGUAGAUCCUGCAGCAUCAUGUUGUAAUUAAUUUUUUGGAAGUUUCCGUUAAAUGUAAUAUUGCUUCUCUUGUUACCAUACUGAUUCUUUUCUAUUUAUAAAUGUAUUUUGAUGGGCAGUAAAACAAAGUGUCUUAAAAGUUUUAAAUAGAGAAAAUGUGCUUUACACAGUUGCCUAUAAAAAGUGCUCUAUGUUAUCCAAGCAAUUCAUACUAUAAGCUUCACUCUUAUUGUUGUAUGCAAUUUUUACUAUCAUGCAAAUAAGCUUAGGUAAAUAAAACUAAUAGAUCACCUUAGAAAAUUAUGCAAUUAAUGUGAAAAUAAUUGAUGUUUGCAAUGUGUCUUCCUUUGGUUUACAAUCAAUUUUAAAGCUACAUCUGUAUAAAAUUUCUGUAUAAAGGUGUAUUUCUUUUUUAUGAGUUUAUGGCUAUGAAAACACCAGCUAUUUUGUUACAGCUGGCUGUUUUUAUAAGUGUAUCACAAUUUUCUUUAUGCAGAAAUGUUCUGAUUAGGAGUGGUUAUUGACUGUAACUACACAAUUAAAAUUGUUUGUAUGGUAUGACAUGGUAGGGUUUGUCUGCUUAUGUGAAGUAACUUUAAAGAGUCAGAGAUGGCCCUCUCAGUUAGGUGCAUGUUAAUAUUUCCUUGAUAUUUUACUGAUUUUAAAAAGAGCGAUUGAAAAGUCACUUGAAACACUGUAAAUUUAAACCACAGACACAUGCUCAUUUUUUAAGUUUAACAAUGAGGACCAUAACCUGUUUGGGGUUAAUUUGCCAACUAAACAGAGAUAGUAGGAUGGUCAGAAGACCUGCCAACAAGAACAUAAGUCUAGUCUCUAGGAGUUAUGUGCUGAAAAUGAAUUCAUCCACAUUUAUUUCACAAUAUUUAAUUAUGGCAACACUUUUUUAAAGCUAAUGUAUAAAUAUUUUAAAGGCCUUUAACAGUAACAUAAAGUAAGUAGGGAAAAAUGGACUUCUGUAUAAAAACCUCUUAGUAAGCAAUGUAUUUUUUAAAGUUGUAAAUGGAAUAUAAGUUAAUAACUCUGAGCUCAUUUGGUUGUGCAUGUCGUAAAUAUAAGAACUAAAGGAAGAAAAUAAUAACACACCCGGAAUUUAAACACCUCUUCAAAAUUCUCGCAACAUAAAACUCCAUACACUCCAUGAUAUAAAACGAGGUGUGCUAAUGGUCAUGGAAAGGAUUGAGGCCAAGAUUUCGGGUUUUGAUUAUUAGUUUUUUGUAUUCACUUGAUCUCGUCUGCUUUUUUUUUAAGACUUCCUAGAUGUUAAUAAGGGAAUCUGGGUUCCUUGAUAGUUGGUUCUGAAAUUGUCCAAUCUCUUCAUGCCUAACAUUUUUCCAGGCACUGAUGAGCUCAUUGGUAGGCAACUGGGCUGCUUUAAUGUUGAACUUUUACUUAAGAAACUAAAAUGGCAUCAUUGAAGACUCCCAAUUCAGCUGUAAAAGUACUAUUUACUUUUGAAGCACAGCUGAACUGCUUUGAAGGCAGCUGGUUUGCUGUAACUUAAAAUUGUAUUGAAAAAGUUUUCAAUUCUUUUUAUUAAAUGAGAAAACAACUUUUAAACAUUCUUGCUCACUUAGAGUUGAGAAAACCAUUUGAGGAAAAGAAAUUUGAAUUAAUAAAAUAGAAACUAGAUUUCAUGUAGUAAAAAAAAAUGAAUAAAUAGAAACUAACAUGCCGUAAAGUUUUUUUACAAAAUCCUCUUUUCCUCUUCCCCCCCCCCCCGGGUUUAGAGGGAAAAGCUAGAGCAAAGAGUAGUUUUUGAUUUUAUUUAUUUUUACAGUCCAACAGAAUAUAAGGUGCCAGAACUUUUAAUUUUUUUAGAAGGAAAAUUUGGGUGGCAAAUAUGAUUUUGCCAUUCCCAGUAAUCUAAUUUCUUUUUUUCAUUUUGAAUGAAUUUGAUGAGUGUGUGUAAGAACGCAAUACAAUACUAAUAAUAGUCUCACUUAGACCCUUUAACUUAAGCAGCAUAAUCUUCCUAAUAACGCUAUUUUAAACCAAAAAUAAAUAAAUAAAUAAAAAGCA